UCUCCUCUCUCGUGCUAAGACCAGCAGCAAGAGCAGAAAAAUCUGACACCUGAAAUACACUCCAAGGGCCUGUGUUAGUUCUUUGAGUGCAAAAGCCCCAAUGAACCCUUAUUAGACCAGGAAACAGAUCACCCCUAGGAGUCUAAGCCAAGAAGUCAGGACCAGGCACUUGAACCCAAAAGAAGAAUGGGAGAGGGGGUUAGGACCCUGGUGGAGCAGGGGCGGGGCUUCAGAAUGAUUGCCCAGGAUACCCAGAGGCAGAGCCACAUGGACCGUUGAUGCUUAGCCGUUAGCGUGCUGUGGUAACAUCCGUUGAUCUUAGAAACCUAGUGUGGCUGGAUGGCAUGCUUUGGACUCUAUUGUGGGAAGACCCUAUUGUUUAAAAAUAGCUCAACUGAAAUCUAUGGAGAGUGUGGGGCCUGCCCAAGAGGACAGAGGACAAAUGACCAGAAGUACUGUCAGCCUUGCACGGACCCCCCGGAACUUUAUGACUGGCUUUACCUUGGCUUCAUGGCGAUGCUUCCUCUCGUUUCCCAUUGGCUCUGCAUUCAAUGGAACGCAAAGAAUAGUAAUUCCAGAGGUGUGUUUUUCCAGCAAGUCUCUGCGCUAUUAGAGUGCAGCAUGGCAGCUGUGGUCACAUUACUUGUGAGCGAUCCCAUCGGCACCCUUGUUAUCCACUCCUGUCGGGUGCUGAUGCUUUCAGAUUGGUACACGAUGCUCUACAAUCCAAGUCCAGAUUACAUCACCACCGUGCACUGCACUCAGGAAGCCGUGUACCCACUGUACACCAUCGUGUUUGUUUAUUACGCUUUCUGCUUAGUAUUGAUGAUGCUGCUUCGACCACUACUGGUGAAGAAGAUCCAGUGGCACCUAUACGUGUCAAACCAGCUGGAAAGCAUGUACGCCGCCCUCUACUUCUUCCCGGGUUUGACAGUGCUGCAAGCAGUUGCAGGAGGCCUUUUAUAUUAUGCCUUCCCAUACAUUGUGUUGGUGGCAUCUUUGGCUAAUCUGGCUGUAUACCUGGUUUUUGCCAAAGUAGAGAGCUACAGUGAUCUGAUAAAAAAGGACAGACUUCUGGUCCUCUUCAGCCAGUGGUUUCUUCAUGCCUAUGGCUUACUGGCACUCUCCAGGGGGCAGCAACUUGAGCAAGAUCUGCUCCUUUUAACUUUGGUGCCUGUCCCCACUCUUUUUUACUUUUUCACUAUUAAAUUUACCAAACCAUCACGGAUAAUCAUCGAAGGAACCAAAGAACACUGAAUAUAAAAUAGAAAGGAAACAACACUUAAGUAUUUCUAACCUUAAAAAGUAAAAAAAAAAUUUAAAUGU
Molecule: messenger RNA, 1326 nt
Organism: Mus caroli (Ryukyu mouse)
Lineage: Eukaryota; Metazoa; Chordata; Mammalia; Rodentia; Muridae
Source: RefSeq, a predicted model, not a curated record